Messenger RNA from Diabrotica balteata, 4458 nucleotides. The record is from the annotation of a GenBank genome assembly. Lineage: Eukaryota; Metazoa; Arthropoda; Insecta; Coleoptera; Chrysomelidae.
AUGUCUGAGAAAAGAAAUUCUAGAUUAAAAGCACUAGGUAGAAGUGCCAGUACAGAAUCCACAGAGUAUUCCAUAACAAUGGGAAAGUCAGUAAGAAAAAAGAGUAAAAAAGCAAAACCAAAAGAAAGAUGGCUGCUUACAAGAAAAACUUGGCGUUAUAUGGCCGAUGCGGGAAGGAAACUAAUACCGGAUGGUGCUCAAAAUCGACUGGAAGAUAUUCCGAAAAUAGAAGCGUAUUUUCAAGAAGUGUGCAAGAAAGAACCAAGAUUUCUGUUAUGGCGAAAAAACUCCUAUCCUGGAGCUAUUGGGUUUCGACAAAAAAAGAAAAGAGUUUCUAGGAAAGGUGGUAGCUGUCGAAAUGCUGUAUCUGCCGAUGAGGUGAGUUUAGGUAAACCAGAAAAACCAACAAGACCUACUCAUCUCGCCAUUGAACAUACUUCUACAGGAAAAUUCGACGUAAGAAGGUUAAAGGAAGAAUUCCUAAGUCGUAAUGGUAAUCCUUCAGGAUACUCCAGCUAUGAUCAAAAGAUGAGCCCCACAGGGGCAGAAGAGGAAGCAGCAGAAGAUAAGCAACUUAUAAACAUGUUGGAACAGUAUCUUACUUUGGGAAAAGAAGAAACAGUGCCCGAAAAAGCAAAAGCAGAUUUUAACUAUCAAGAUCUUGUAGACAAACUACAACGACACUUAACAUUAUAUGGUGGAGAUUAUUACAGCGUUCCACAUUCUUCACAUUUGCCAACCCAACAUGUUCAUUUUGAAGGAGAUCACAUGCAAAGAUCCCUUCUUGAUACUUUGAGUCGUUACUAUGGUCAAUCCACAAACAGAGAUAAAAUAAUUAGUGAUUUAUUGACAGAUAGAAGGGCCUUAGAAAAACUAUACUUCGAGUUACGAAAAACCAAAGGCUUUCGGGGAAGCCGAGGUGGUACUGGCUAUACCACCUCCUUUGCCUAUGGACCACAAAGGAGCAAUUAUGAAAAUACUUCUCAUAAUAGACUUUUAAAAGAAAGUCCUUCAACUCCAACUCAUCCUCCACCAUUGAUAGAAGUGGUAACUGCUACAGCGGAACCUUCCUUUCACAGCUGGGGUACACAAACGUUACCGAUACCGGAAGCUGUAUUGCAAAAAGUUGAAGAAGAAUAUAAAAAAAUUCAAGAAGAAAGAGGAGACGAAGUUCCAACGAAAGAAGGUAAAUCAUUUCGUAGAAGAAGUAGUGUAGAUAACGACGACAUAUCGCAAUCAGUAAGUGACACCAUAAAACGUUACCUUAGGAUGGCCCGUAAAAAAAGUGUAGAUGUGGACAAAGUGGACAGAUUUAAGAGAGUGAAUUAUGACAGAAAUUUACGCAAUAUUAAAGCAAAAGGUGAAAUUACUAAACCCGGUGAUGAUGAUGGUUUAAAUAAAGGUUGUCAAACUAACGAGGACUGGAUCUUAACCUACCGCGAUUUAAAAUUUUCUGAUUUGUACGAUGUUUCGGACGUGGAGAGCAGAUUUUCGAGCUCGAGAAGUAGUAUAGACAUUGGGGUGGUAGAUGAAGGUGCAAAAUCUCUGCCUUCAUCUCCCCCCUCAGUGAAAAGUGGGCAUUCAUUUUUAAGUCAAUUACUGCAUGGUAAACACGACAAGCAUGAUAAAAGUGAUAAAUCUUCUUCAGCAGUGACCAGCGGUGCCACCAUGCAGAAGAGCAAAUCCUCUUCUAGUGUGAUGCACCAUGGCAGUAGGUUGAUGGCAAAGAAAAUAUUUAAAUCAAGGUCCAAAAGCCAGACUAGGUCAUCGCAUCCUUGUAGUUGGACUCCGCAGGGUAGCUGCGUGUGGUCAAACGCCACAGGGAGGCAAGUGAUAUUAGGUGAUACUUCUUUACUAAAUUUGACUGACAUAGAAAGAAAGGUAUUACAGAAAGUAGCUAUAGCAAAAUUACAAGCGUUAAAUUUGGGCGUCAAUAUCAAAUUACCAACUGAAACUGCAGGCGGCGUUUCAACCAAACCAAAAAGAAGGCCAUAUUUGCUCAAAAGGAAAGCUUUAACAACGGGCAUUUUUGAUGCCAGUCGAAAAGAGGCCGAAAAAGAUAAGGAAAACAGCGGAUCACAGGGUGGCUUAGUAUUCGGCAUCUCCUUGGCGCAGUGUGUCGAAAACGACAGAUUGACGAGGGCAGCUGCUGGAACUAGUCCCUUCCGUAGUAGAGGAGAACUCUCUGGUUCCGGUGACGAGCCUUCUAAAAUUGGUAGACACGGAUCACGAUCAAGCUUUAGCUCGUUAAUUGAUUCACCACGAAAUGAUGAAAAAGGCUCGUGUGAAAACCUCGUCCUGCACAAACGAAUGAUCGGCAGCGUGCCAGGAUUACUGGACUCUAUAUCUUGCAGCUCGAACGCGGAUAUUCCUGCCGCCGCUAUGGAAGAGGAAGCAGCCGUUCCAAAUAUUCUAACGGAAUGUUUUAGGCAUUUGGAGAGGCAUGGAUUGCAUACCUUAGGUCUAUUCAGGGUCAGCACGUCGAAAAAACGAAUUCGACAGCUAAGAGAAGACUUUGACUGUGGCAAAGAAUCCUCACUCGAGGACGAACAAUGUCCGCAUGAUGUAGCCACCCUCUUAAAGGAGUAUCUUAGGGAUCUACCUGAUCCUCUACUUUGCAGAGACUUAUAUCACGCGUUUGUUCAAACACAAAGGAUACGUAAUAGAAGACUGCAAUUAGAGGCUCUACAACAUUUAAUACAACUCCUGCCUUCUGUAAACAGAGAUACGCUCUACGCCUUACUUAGUUUUUUAGCUGUUGUUGCCAAGUACGCUGAUGAUUCCCAAAAUGAUUCAGGUGAAGCUGUUCCGGGAAAUAAAAUGGACACCAGUAACCUUGCCACUGUUUUUGCGCCAAAUAUUUUACAUUGCAUAAAACCUGGCGCCAAAGACAUAUCCGAUAGACCCGAGGAUAGGAUAGAUAUUAUUAAUGUUGUUAGGACUCUUAUCGACCACUACAAGAGCAUAUUUACUAUUUCCGCGGAGUUAUUAGACGAGGUUUAUCUUCAUAUGAUGGACACUAAUGCAGAGGAAUUGGAAGUGCUUUUAAAUAAGAAGGAUGGAAGUGCUGCAGCUGAUGAAUCUGUGGAUGAAUUAGACAGCGAAAGCAAUUCUGCGCCAUGGACUCCUGUAACACUGGCCCAUGAUCCGCCACUUGACAGUAUCUUUGAUAGCAAAUUGGCAGAACAGAAGAAAACAUAUUCAAGAGAGGAGUUCCUGCAUGAAGCCGCAGCUACUGGUGGACCCAACGUUGGAAUGAGAAUUAGGCACAAGGAUCGCAUUCGUGAAAAGAGUUACCGAAGGCGUCGAGAAAAAACAGAAGAUGGAAAAGAAGGUAGUCUCACUUCAUCUGCUCUAACCAUCAUUUCUCGACUACGGGGUCAAAAAGAUGACGACAGUUUUAACAAAAAUAGAUCUUCCUCCAUAGAAUCCACCAGCUCCACUCACACAGAUGAUAUGGCCAGAAUGAUGAAAUCCAGUGAUGAACUUUACGAGCGACGAAAGUCAUCGCCUUAUGUUUUGGAUAACAGUGGAGUGAUCACUGCCAGUCUAACAAUACCUGUUCAUACACAAAACCAGUCCUUAUCCUACAAUGUUGACGACGACAUUCCUUUUAUAGAAGACGGAGAGAACGGUCGACAACAAAUGACGAUAGGUCUUAUAAGGACGCCAUCAGUGCCACCUAGAAGACGAAACCACUCCUUAGAUAGUGAUUCAUCAGUGACUUCUAGCGUUCAACCAAUAACAGGAUCCAUUUCAGUAGUACCGGGAUACGACUCCGCUAUUGGAUCAACUACAACUUACUCUAGUCCUAUUCAAAAUACUCCCACAUCAGUUUCAAGUAGCAUUGCCGAUGCUGGCAUUUAUAGUUCAGCCGCGUCAUGGACAUCUAGUCCCCCUACUUCUCCGGAUAGUACCAGAACAUCAGUGAAUUAUAUUCCCGAUGACUCUCAGUCUUCAAAAGCUGUAAUUAAAAUCUUAAAGAGUAAUAUCGUACGAGAAACUGCACCUACUCUUCAAAAAGUAUCCUUUUCAUCAACUCAAGAAAUCCAACAAGUAAAAGAUGGUAAAGAUCCUUCAAAAAUAUACCAAAGAGAAGUUUCUUUUACCAAACAAAAAUAUAAUAGCCCGUCAACCGAUGUACAACGGGAACCAAAAUUUACGCCUAGUAUAAAUAGCAUUGGCAAUGCAGUCUUAAGGUCUAAAACUGCAGAUUUUGAAAGAAUUAUGAAAGAGACAAAAACGAAAACUGCACAAUCCACAACAGUAGAAAGAGAAAAGAAAAAAUAUACCAAGAGGCGAUACACCGAUUCGAGACAUCAAACAAGGCAUAUACCAGAUGCUGAAACGUUAGAAUCGACCUCAGUUCAAAACAAACGUGAUGAUAAAGCUGGAAACUCUCAAAGUGGACCUGUAUAUAAAAGAAGAGAACUAAUUUCUAGUGUUCCUUCUAAAUAG